Messenger RNA from Physcomitrium patens, 3250 nucleotides. Its product is annotated as LRR receptor kinase BAK1. Gene Ontology annotation, biological process: protein phosphorylation. Lineage: Eukaryota; Viridiplantae; Streptophyta; Bryopsida; Funariales; Funariaceae. Gene Ontology annotation, molecular function: protein binding; protein kinase activity; ATP binding. The record is from RefSeq and is a predicted model, not a curated record.
UUUUGGUCAGUUGUGAGUCUUUGUCGUUGUCUGUUUCCCCGUCGCGGGUGGGUUGCAAACCGCAAUCCGCAAUUUGCAACCCGCUGCUGCACUUCUCCAUGCCUCCUCCAUUCUCCUCUUUCUCUCUCUCUCCUCUCUUACUCGUUUGUGUAUUUUCCGUGAAUGGUGCCCUUGUGCAGUUCGCUGCACCUCGUGAACCCCUUCGUGCCUCUAAUUUUCCAUCAGCUUGAGUCUCCUACGAGUUCCUUCCAUGGUGGCUCUCUCCACAAUCUCGUGUCACAUUUCGGGAUAUCAAUGUCGGGGUCUUGUUAAGCUAGUUUCGGAUUAGGAGCUGAGGUGGUGAUGCGGGCGUUGGAAGGAUCAGCACGUUUUGGUUUCGAUAGAGUAUCGACUGUGAGGGGUACUGCUGUAGGAAUCAGGAUUACAGGGUGGCACAUGAUUAGCGUUGCGGUGGAGCUUCAGCAGUGUUAAUCAUAUGGCAUGGCGCAGGUGAUGUGCCUUUAGAGACGUGGUAGAAAAACCACGGAUAAAACGUCGCGUUUAAGAGGCAGACAGUUAGGACUGUCGUGAAGGUUUUUAGGAGAGAGAGCGAGAGAGAGAGAGAGAGAGAGAGAGCGUGCGACUUGCCGUGGCUUAUGAAGGGAGGAGUACUUACGUGAGUUGGCAUGAAAGGGGAGCUGUCGCAGAUGUUGCGAUUCGGAAAGUUUGGGAGGGUGCUGACGGCUGGGCUGCAAAAAAUGAAAUCGAGAAAUAGCCUACAUAGUCUGGGGCAGCUGUAGUGACUCGAGGGCAAGUCUGCUCUAGAGUCCCUUGGACACUCUUAGCCAUGCCUCGGGAGGUGGCAUGGUGGCGUCCUUUCUUUCUCAUUGCGUUGAUGCCCAUUGGAGUAUUAGGUAACCUUGAAGGCGAUGCACUCAAUGCUUUGCGCCAAAAUUUGAUUGAUAGUAGCAAUGUGCUGCAGAGUUGGGAUCCCACGCUUGUGAAUCCCUGCACUUGGUUCCAUGUUACCUGCAAUAACGAAAAUAGCGUCAUUCGAGUGGAUUUAGGGAAUGCUGGUUUGUCAGGGUCGUUGGUGCCACAACUUGGGGUCCUUACAAAGCUCCAGUACUUGGAGUUAUAUAGUAACAAUAUUUCAGGAACAGUACCUAAAGAGCUGGGAAACAUCACUGCCCUUGUCAGCCUGGAUCUUUAUCAAAACAAUUUCACCGGCACUAUACCAGAUAGUCUUGGGCAGCUGAGCAAUCUACGGUUUCUCCGACUGAACAACAACAGCUUGACCGGCCCCAUUCCAGUUUCUCUAACGACUAUUACUGGAUUGCAAGUGCUGGACCUCUCGUACAACAAAUUAUCUGGAGACGUGCCUACCAAUGGUUCCUUUUCACUUUUCACACCUAUCAGUUUUUUGGGAAACAGCGAUUUGUGUGGUGCAGUGGUUGGUAAACAGUGUCCUGGGCAGCCCCCAUUCCCUCCUCCUCCUCCAUUCACACCUCCGCCUCCACAAACUCCAAGUGGGCCUUAUGCAAACAACAAACAAACAAUAAGUACAGGAGCUAUUGCAGGUGGAGUUGCUGCAGGGGCUGCUUUGCUGUUUGCCGCGCCAGCUAUAGGUUUUGCCUGGUGGCGUCGUCGGAGGCCCAUUGAGGCGUUCUUUGAUGUCCCUGCUGAGGAAGAUCCAGAAGUGCACUUAGGACAGCUGAAGCGCUUUUCUUUGAGGGAGCUCCAGGUGGCAUCAGACAACUUCAACAACAGGAACAUCCUAGGUCGUGGUGGAUUUGGAAAGGUUUACAAAGGUCGGUUAGCAGAUGGGACGCUGGUGGCUAUCAAGCGCCUCAAGGAAGAGCGCAGUCCUGGAGGAGAGCUGCAGUUUCAAACAGAGGUUGAGAUGAUUAGUAUGGCGGUGCACCGGAAUUUAUUACGACUUCGUGGAUUCUGUAUGACUCCUACAGAGCGUUUGCUUGUGUAUCCAUAUAUGCCAAACGGUAGUGUUGCCUCUCGACUGCGAGAACGUGUGGAUGAAGAGCCUGCCUUAAGUUGGCGAACCAGGAAGCAAAUCGCAUUGGGAGCUGCCCGUGGGCUGUCAUACUUGCACGAUCACUGUGACCCAAAAAUCAUUCAUCGUGAUGUUAAGGCUGCCAACAUUCUCUUAGAUGAAGAAUUUGAAGCAGUGGUUGGAGAUUUCGGACUUGCUAAACUUAUGGACUAUAAGGACACCCAUGUCACAACAGCAGUGCGAGGGACUAUUGGCCACAUUGCACCAGAGUAUCUUUCCACUGGGAAAUCUUCAGAGAAAACAGAUGUUUUUGGGUUUGGAAUCAUGCUUUUGGAGCUCAUCACCGGUCAGCGUGCCUUUGACUUGGCACGUUUGGCCAAUGAUGACGAUGUCAUGCUCUUGGAUUGGGUGAAGGGGUUGUUGAGGGAACGCAAGGUUGAUCUUCUUGUAGAUCCCGAUCUUAAGCAAAAUUAUGAUCAAAAGGAAGUUGAAGAGCUUAUUCAGGUUGCACUGCUUUGCACUCAAGGCUCUCCUUUGGACCGGCCAAAAAUGGGUGAUGUCGUGCGUAUGCUCGAAGGUGACGGACUAGCCGAGCGCUGGGAGGAGUGGCAGAAGGUGGAAGUCGUUCGAAAUCAAGAUUUGGAUUUGCCCCCCCACCGGACCUCAGAGUGGAUUGUAGAUUCAACAGAUAAUCUGCAUGCUGUUGAGCUUUCUGGCCCACGGUGAUUUGUAAAUUCGGAAAAAGAAAAAGAAAAAAGCACAACAAGAAUGAUGUUUUCUUAUCGUAAACGUUCCCACUGCUUUAGAUCGUCUACAUUUGGUCUUGGACAAUUACUUGGGUGUGCGAUCUCACAACUUUGUUGUCUUAGUGCGUACAUUCUUGAAGGAGUGAGAUCAGUCGAUCAAGGAGUUAACCAAAUGCCAGAUCUUAGGUUUCGAUCGCCGUGUCAGAAGAUUUUGACGACCUGUUAGUAGUGUGUAAUCAACCCCACAUUCUCCUCCUCUUGAAUGAGGGUUGAAAGUUGUGCUAGUACAGGUUGGGACAUUCAAGUUCCAGAAACGCAAAUCUAUGCACAGAUUGUAGUUGAGUUUUACUUAUAUAUUUUAUUAGAAGUUAUUCUUAAAUCAAAGCUAGUUGACGACCACGCCUUCUCCAGAGGCAUGUCUAUUACCCUAGCAAAGAAGUUCAUGGGUGACGAGUUUGUGGCAUUUUGUAAAUUAUACGCUUUGACGCUGGUAUGUAGCUAGUCUCUUCCAUCA